CUGUGCGAGCCCUGCAGGAGAUGCUGGCUAACACAGAUCAAAAUGGGGAAGGUAAACCUGAUCAUGAGCGAUGGGCAGGACAGGGGGGAGGACAUCGGACACUGCUGUAUGGUCACGCCAUCCUACUAAGGCAUUCGUUCAGUGGAAUGUAUCUAGCCUGUCUAAAGACGUCAAGGUCUCUGACAGACAAGCUAUCAUUUGAUGUAGGAUUACAGGAGGACUCGACAGGCGAGGCCUGUUGGUGGACAAUCCAUCCAGCCUCGAAACAGAGGUCUGAGGGUGAAAAGGUUCGCAUUGGUGAUGAUCUCAUUUUGGUCAGUGUGUCCUCAGAGAGAUACCUGCAUCUGUCUAUCUCCAAUGGAAACAUACAAGUGGAUGCUUCUUUUAUGCAAACACUCUGGAAUGCGCAGCCCACCUGUUCUGGCAGCAAUGUGGCAGUGGGAUAUUUACUGGGGGGGCAUGUGAUUCGCCUGUUCCAUGGACACGAUGAGAGCCUGACUAUACCAGGAGCGGAGCAGUCCGCCGAGCAGCAGAGGCUGGUGAACUUUGAAACUGGGAAAUCAGGGUCCAGGGCUAGGUCUCUGUGGAGGAUAGAGCCACUUCGGAUCAGCUGGAGCGGGAGCCAUAUUCGUUGGGGUCAGCCCUUCCGCCUGCGCCAUCUCUCCACUGGCCACUACCUAGGUCAGACAGAGGAGCGUGGCCUGGUGCUGCUGGACAGAGAGAAGUCUGACACUGCUGCUACAUCAUUCUGCUUCAGGCCAAGCAAGGAGAAAGUUGACACUGGGCCAAAGCGGGACAUUGACGGCAUGGGGGUGGCAGAGAUCAAGUACGGCGAUUCCGUCUGUUUCAUCAUGCAUGUGGCGACAGGGUUGUGGCUGUCCUAUCAGGCGCCGGAUGCGAAAUCCUCCCGCCUCGGGCCGCUCAAGAGAAGGGCCUUCCUCUAUCCAGAGGGCCAUAUGGAUGAUGGACUAAUUCUGCAGCUCUGCCAACACGAAGAGUCCAGAGCAGCUCGCAUCAUUCGCAACACCACACAACUCUUUACCCAGUUCAUCAGAGGGCUGGAUGAACUGAAGGGCGAGAAAGCAUCAGGGGUGAGUCUGCCGGUGGGAGAGGUACUACAGACCCUGGAGGACCUCAUCACUUACUUCCAACAGCCUGACUCGGAGCUAGAACAUGAGGAGAAACAGAGGCAACUUCGCUCGCUCAUCAAACGCCAGGACCUUUUCAAAGAGGAGGGAAUGCUUACAUUGGUCUCUAUCUGUAUCGACCGGCUCAAUGUGUACAACAGUGCUGCUGAGUUUGAGGAAUUUGCAGGCGAAGAGGCAGGAGAGGCCUGGAAGGACAUCUUAAACCUCCUCUAUGAGUUGCUUGCCGCCCUGAUCCGAGGGAACAGACCCAACUGUACACAGUUCUCGCGCAAACUGGACUGGCUAGUCAGCAAACUGGAGCGGCUGGAGUCCUCCUCAGGCAUCCUGGAGGCGCUGCACUGUAUCCUCACAGAGAGUCCAGAGGCUCUAAACAUCAUCCAGAAAGACCACAUUAGAUCCAUCAUUUCCCUUCUCUAUAAACAUGGACGCAACCACAAGAUUCUGGAUAUCCUCUGCUCUCUUUGUGUCUGUAAUGGCGUGGCAGUCCGAGCCAAUCAGAACAUCAUCUGUGACCACCUGCUUCCAAGAAGGGAUCUGCUGCUCCAAACACGUUUGGUUAAUGAUGUGCAAAGCAUCAGGCCAAACAUCUUCCUGGGUAUAAGUGAGGGAUCAGCGCAAUAUAAGAAGUGGUACUUUGAGCUGAUGAUUGAUCAGGUGGACCAUUUUGUCACAAGUGAAUCCACUCAUCUGCGAGUAGGCUGGGCCAGCACUAAAGGAUAUGCUCCCUACCCUGGGGGUGGAGAGGGCUGGGGGGGCAACGGUGUUGGUGAUGAUCUCUACUCAUACUCCUUCGAUGGACUUCAUCUGUGGUCAGGGAGAAUUCCGCGGGCCGUGGCCUCCAUUAACCAGCACUUGCUGACCUCUGAUGACGUGGUGAGCUGUUGUCUGGACCUCGGCGCCCCCAGCAUGUCCUUCCGCAUUAAUGGCCAGCCCGUGCAGGGAAUGUUCGAGGACUUUAACACGGACGGUUUCUUCUUCCCUGUUGUCAGCUUCUCAGCAGGAGUCAAGGUUCGUUUCUUGUUGGGUGGUCGCCAUGGUGAUUUUAAAUUCCUACCCCCUGCUGGCUAUGCGCCUUGUUAUGAAGCCCUUCUCCCCAAAGAAAAGAUGCGGGUGGAGCCAGUGAAGGAGUAUAAGAGAGAUGCAGAGGGAGUGAGGGACUUGCUGGGAACCACCCAAUUCCUGUCACAAGCGACCUUCAUUCCCAUUCCUGUCAAUACUGGCCAGAUUGUUCUGCCUCCACACCUUGAAAAUGUACGUGAUAAGCUAGCAGAGAACAUCCACGAACUCUGGGGUAUGAACAAAAUUGAGCUCGGCUGGACCUAUGGCAAGGUUCGUGAUGACAACAAGAGGCAGCAUCCUUGCCUGGUUGACUUCUCCAAGCUGCCUGAAACUGAAAAAAAUUAUAACCUACAAAUGUCAACAGAAACAUUAAAGACCUUACUAGCUUUGGGAUGUCACGUUGUACAAAUUAAUGUGAAUGCUGAAGAUGAACUGAAGAAGAUCAAACUUCCCAAAGAGUAUGUGAUGUCUAAUGGUUAUAAGCCUUUGCCACUAGAGCUUUCUGAUGUGAAACUGACACCUGGUCAGGAAGUUCUAGUUGAUAAACUGGCUGAAAACGCUCAUAACGUUUGGGCCAAAGAUCGCAUUAAACAAGGAUGGACUUACGGAAUUCAGCAGGAUUUAAAGAGCAGACGCAACCCUCGUUUGGUGCCAUAUUCUUUGUUAGAUGAGCGCACAAAGAAAUCUAACAGAGACAGCCUUCGAGAGGCCAUCCGAACACUAAUUGGAUAUGGAUACAACAUUGAGCCCCCAGAUCAAGAGGCUGCCCAUGUGGUGGAAAAAAUAAGUGUUGAAAACAUCCGUUUCUUCCGUGUGGAGAAGAGUUAUGCAGUGAAAUCAGGGAAAUGGUAUUUUGAGUUUGAGGCUGUGACCGCAGGAGAAAUGUGCGUAGGCUGGGCUCGGCCUAGUUGUAGACCUGACGUCAGCUUGGGCAUGGAUGACCAAGCCUAUGUUUUUGAUGGUUUCCGAGGUCGACAGGUACACAUGGGCAGCCACUUCUUUGGGAGAACAUGGAACAAAGGUGACGUGGUGGGAUGCAUGAUUAACAUGGAGGAUAAAUCCAUGAUAUUUACUCUCAAUGGAGAGAUCCUUAUUACCAACAAGGGUUCUGAGCUCUGCUUCACUGACUUUGAGACUGAAGAUGGCUUCAUCCCAGUUUGCAGCCUUGGGCAAUCCCAGAUUGGCCAUAUGAACCUGGGAAAAGAUGCUAGCACCUUUAAGUAUUACACCAUGUGUGGCCUUCAGGAGGGCUUUGAGCCUUUUGCUGUCAACAUGAACCGAGAGGUUACGAUGUGGUUCAGCAAACGCCUUCCUACAUUUGUCAAUGUGCCAGUGGACCAUGAACACAUUGAGGUGACUAGAAUUGAUGGGACUGUGGACUCUCCACCAUGUCUGAAGGUGAGCCAUAAGACAUUCGGGACACAGGCUAGUAAUAACGACAUGAUUUAUUGCCGCUUGAGCAUGCCUGUUGAGUUUUAUUCCAGUCCCAGAAAAAUCACCGAUAUAAACGAGAUGAUCGGUGAUGGCCAAAGAGCUAAGAAGGUUGACAGUGGAAAGACUGAUUAUAGCAGCAUUACGAAGUAUUUCUACUCAGUGAGGGUGUUUGCAGGUCAGGAUCCUGCCUCAGUAUGGGUAGGCUGGGUAACACCAGACUACCACUACUACAGCAAGAAAUUUAACCUGAGCAAAGUCCGCACAGUGACUGUAACUCUUGGGGAUGAACGUGGCCGCGUUCAUGAGAGUGUUAGAAGGAGCAAUUGCUACAUGGUGUGUGCUGGUGACAUUUCUAGUAGUUCAUCUGGACGAAGUAACGUGGACCUCAUAAUUGGAUGUCAUAUUGAUCUGGCCUCUGGCCUUGUCUCAUUCACUGCCAACAACAAGGAGCUGCCUAUUGCAUAUCAGGUGGAACCCAACACCAAACUGUUUCCUGCGGUGUUUGUCGAGCCCACAAGCCCAAACCUGUUUCAGUUUGAGUUUCCAAAGAUCAAAGAUGCUAUGCCACUGUCAUCUGCCAUUUUCAAAAGUCUUCAUAGUAACCCAGAACCACAGUGUCCUCCAAGGUUGGAUGUACAGACCAUUGUAGCUGUUCUGUGGAGCAGGAUGCCCAACACUUUCCUCUCAGUGGAAACAGCACGUGUCAGCGAGAGGCACGGCUGGGUGGUGCAGUGUCUGGAGCCGCUGCAGAUGAUGGCAGUGCAUAUUCCUGAGGAAAACAGGUGCAUAGACAUCAUGGAGCUCUCAGAAUACGAGGACCUGCGACAGUUCCACUACCACACUCUGAAACUCUACUGCGCUCUCUGUGCUUUGGGAAACACUCGUGUGGCCCACGCCCUCUGCAGCCAUCUCGACCAGUCACAGCUCCUUUACACCAUUGACAACCAGUACUUGACAGGACAGCUGCGUGAGGGGUUUUAUGACGUUCUUAUCAGCAUCCACCUGGAGACAGCAAAAGAAGCACGACUCAUGAUGAAGAAUGAGUUUAUCAUACCCAUCACAGACGACACCCGCAGCAUCCGCCUUUUCUCUGAUGACUCCAAACGCCACUCGUUGCCUGGCGUGGGACUGAGCACGUCACUCAGCCCUCGGCUUAACUUCUCACCGCCGUGCUUCAUCAACACUAAGCGUGAGCACUUAUACAGUCCAGAGAUCCCACUGGGCAUUCUGAAGGAGAAGGCCAUCAGCAUGCUGACAGAGGCAGUGCAGGGCGGAGGGACUCAUAUCCGUGACCCUGUAGGGGGCAGUGUGGAAUACCAGUUUGUGCCCAUACUCAAGCUGAUUGCCACUCUGUUGAUUAUGGGCUCUCUAAGUAGUGAGGAGGUGCGAAUCGUUCUCCUGCUUGUUGAACCCAAUGUUUUUGGGGAAAGCAAGGAGGAGGAGACACAACUUGUGGCUGUAGAGGAGCCAGCCGAGAAAGAAGAGGCAAGCAGUAAUGAGGAGAAAGCUGUGGAGGCAGGGGAGGAAGAGAGCAAAGAACACAAGCAGCCACCCAAAGGUCUUUUGGAGAAGAGCCUGCCUGAAUCAGUCAAACAUCAGAUGUGUGAACUCCUGCACUAUUUCUGUGACUGUGAGCUGAAGCAGCGUAUUGAGGCCAUCGUGGCUUUCUCCGAUAGUUUUGUGUCCAAACUGCAGUACAACCAAAAGUUCCGCUACAAUGAGCUCAUGCUGGCCCUCAACAUGUCCGCUGCUAUCACUGCCAAGAAGACCAAGGAAUUCCGCUCACCUCCCCAAGAGCAGAUUAACAUGCUUCUGGAUUUUGCUACUGGAGAGGAUUGUCCCUGUCCUGAGGACAUCCAAGAGGAACUUUAUGCCUUCCAUGAUGACCUGAGAAUCCACUGUGGUAUUCCCAUAGAAGAAGAAGAGGAGGAACCUGAUACAUCUAUAAAAGGCCGUCUGCUCUCCUUGUUAUAUAAAAUCAAAGGUCGCCCACUGAAAACCGAGGAACAACCAUCAGAGGAAGAGCAAGCAGCUCCAACAAACCUGAAGGAGCUGAUCUCUCAGACAAUGGUAAGCUGGGCUCAGGAAUGCAAAAUCCAGAACCCAGCAUUGGUGCGAAGCAUGUUCAGUCUACUCCGGAGGCAGUACGAUGGCAUUGGUGAACUGCUGCGUGCUAUGAGAAAAAGCUACACUGUCAGCGAUAAGUCUGUGCAGGACGCCAUUAACCUGCUGGCCUCACUGGGACAGAUCCGCUCUUUGCUCAGUGUGAGAAUGGGUGAAGAGGAGGGCCAGCUCAUGAUCGAUGGCCUGGGGGAUAUCAUGAACAACAAAGUGUUUUAUCAGCAUCCAAAUCUGAUGCGGGUUCUGGGCAUGCACGAGACAGUCAUGGAGGUCAUGGUCAAUGUGUUAGGAGGAGACAAAUCUAAGGAGAUUGCUUUUCCCAAAAUGGUUGCCAGUUGCUGCCGCUUUCUCUGCUACUUCUGCCGCAUCAGCCGUGAGAAUCAGAAAGCAAUGUUUGAACAUUUGAGCUACCUAUUGGAGAACAGCAGUGUGGGAUUGGCUUGCCCAGCCAUGAGGGGCUCCACUCCUCUGGAUGUGGCUGCAUCCUCCGUGAUGGAUAACAAUAGUCUGGCCCUGGCCUUAGAGGAACCAGACCUGGAAAAGGUGGUGACAUACUUGGCUGGUUGUGGUCUUCAGAGCUGCCCCAUGCUGGUAGCUAAGGGAUACCCUGACAUCGGCUGGAACCCUAUAGAAGGAGAACGUUACCUGUCUUUCCUUCGAUUCGCUGUCUUUGUCAACGGUGAGAGUGUAGAGGAGAAUGCUAAUGUGGUGGUUAAGUUGUUGAUCAGGCGUCCGGAGUGCUUUGGUCCUGCUCUGAGGGGAGAGGGGGGGCAAGGUCUGUUGGCUGCCAUGCUAGAAGCCAUUAAAAUCUCUGAGGACCCUGCUCUCGAUCUGCCCAGUGAAGGAGGAGCAACUGUGUCUGGGGAGGAUGGUGAGGAGGAAGAGGUGGCACACAUGGGCAACUCUAUCAUGUCAUUCUACUCAGGCCUUAUUGAUCUGCUGGGACGCUGUGCCCCUGAAAUGCAUUUAAUCAACACAGGCAAGGGUGAAGCUCUGCGUAUUCGUGCCAUUCUGCGUUCUCUAGUGCCUACUAAAGACUUAGUGGGCAUCAUCAGCAUACCACUCAAAGUGCCUGUUAUUAACAAAGAUGGCAGUGUGACAGAGCCAGACAUGAAUGCUAGUUUCUGUCCCGAGCACAAGUCACCAAUGGUGCUCUUCCUGGACCGUGUGUAUGGUAUUGAGGACCAAAGCUUCUUGCUAAACCUGUUGGAGGUGGGCUUCCUGCCAGAUUUCAGAGUCUCAGCAUCGCUGGACACAGAGGUGCUGAGCACCACAGAGACAGCACUAGCCUUAAACAGGUAUAUCGGCUCAGCUGUCCUGCCUUUGCUGACACGAUGUGCAUCUCUCUUUGCUCAUACGGAGCACUACGCCACACUCAUGGACUCCACGCUUCACACGAUCUACAGACUGUCCAAGGGCCGCUCGCUCACCAAGGCCCAAAGAGACUCCAUAGAGCAGUGCCUACUUGCCAUCUGCAAACACCUUCGGCCAUCUAUGCUGCAGCAGCUUUUGCGUCGUCUGGUCUUUGAUGUUCCACAACUAACAGAAUACUGCAAGAUGCCCAUAAAGCUUUUGACCAAUCACUAUGAACAGAACUGGAAAUACUACUGCCUGCCCUCAGGCCUGGGAAGUUAUGGCAUGGCAUCAGAGGAGGAGCUCCAUCUCACCAAGAAACUCUUCUGGGGUCUUUUUGAUGCCCUCUCUCAGAAGAAAUAUGACGCAGAGCUUUUUAAAAUGGCUAUGACGUGUCUAAGUGCCAUAAGUGGAGCCCUCCCGCCUGAUUAUGUAGACAUGAGCCCAGCAACAACUCUGGUAAAGCAGGUCUCUGUGGAUGCUCAAGGAAACUUUGAUCCCAAGCCUAUCAGCACCGCCAACAUCUCACUGCCUGAAAAACUGGAUUACAUUGCCAGCAAAUUUGCUGAGCAUUGCCAUGAGAAGUGGUCUUCUGAGAAGUUAUCACUAGGCUGGACUGCAGGUGAGAAAGUGGACGACCAAGCCAAAACUCACCCUCUCCUGAAACCAUAUAAAUCACUGAGUGAGAAGGAGAGAGAAACCUACCGCUACCCGGUGAAGGAAUCUCUGAAGAGCAUGUUGGCUAUGGGUUGGACCAUUGAGAGAACCAAAGAAGGGGAAGCCAUGUUACAGCAGCGCGAGGCAGAGAAACAGAUCUCGGAGGCUUCUCAGGGAGACAGAUUUCAUCCAGUACCUGUGGAUUUGGACAAUGUAACCUUGUCUAGAGAGCUACAGAGUAUGGUGGAGACUGUUGCAGAAAAUUACCACAAUAUUUGGGCGAAGAAAAAGAAAAUAGAACUAAGCAGCAAAGGAGGUGGGACUCACCCACUGCUGGUACCCUAUGACACAUUGACUGCAAAGGAGAAGUUCAGAGACAGAGAAAAGGCUCAGGAGCUCUUUAAAUUCCUGCAGGUCAAUGGAUAUGCAACAAGCAGAGGUUUGAAGGACUUGGAGCAGGAUUCCUCUUCUAUGGAAAAGAGGAUUGCCUACAAGUUCUUAAAGAGGCUCUUGAGUUACGUAGACUCAGCACAGGAAUUCAUAGCCCAUUUAGAGGCCAUGGCCACCAGUGGGAAAACUGACAAAUCACCUCAUGAGCAAGAGAUAAAGUUCUUUGCAAAGGUCCUGCUGCCGUUGCUUGACCAGUACUUUAAAAAUCACUGCCUUUACUUCCUGUCUUCUCCCAGCAUCAACCUGAGCAGCAGUGGUUAUGCUUCGAACAAAGAGAAGGAGAUGAUCACCAGUCUUUUCUGCAAGCUGGCUUCUCUGGUUAGACAUAGGAUUUCUCUGUUUGGAAGUGACUCUGCUACCAUGGUGAGCUGUCUUUACAUCUUGGCACAUUCACUGGACUUCAGGACAGUGAUGAAGUCUGGCUCUGAGCUGGUGAAGGCCGGAGUCAGGACAUUCUUCGAUAAUGCUGCAGAGGACUUGGAGAAGACUGUAGAAAACCUGAAGCUGGGCAAACUUGGCCAGUCUCGCACCCAGAUGAAGGGAGUGGCACAAAUCAUCAAUUACACCUCAGUGGCACUGUUGCCUAUUCUUACUGCACUCUUUCAGCACAUCACUGAGCACCAGUUUGGGGCGGACUUGCUGUUGGAUGAUGUUCAACUGUCUUGCUAUCGAAUUCUGACCAGCCUGUACUCUCUCGGAACUGGCAAAAACAUCUACGUUGAAAAGCAGCUUCCUGUGCUGGGAGAAUGCUUGGCGACUCUGGUGGGAGCGAUGCCUGUGGCUUUCCUGGAACCUCAUCUGAACAUGCACAACCCACGCUCUGUCUUCAACACCAAAACACCACGAGAGAGAGCAAUCCUGAGCAUGCCUGAUACUGUGGAGGAGAUGUGUCCUGAGAUGCCACGUCUGGACGGCCUGAUGAAAGACAUUCAUGACAUUUCUGAGUCUGGGGCUCGCUACACAGAGAUGCCCCAUGUCAUUGAAGUCAUUUUGCCCUUGCUGUGUAACUAUCUUUCUUACUGGUGGGAAAAGGGCCCUGAGAACUCUCCCAGUCAUGUGAGCUGCUGUACCACUGUCACCUCCGAGCACCUCAGCCUCAUCCUAGGCAACAUUCUCAAGAUUCUCAACAAUAACUUGGGUAUAGAUGAAGCCUCCUGGAUGAAAAGGCUUGCAGUGUACACACAGCCAAUCAUUAGCAAGGCAGGAGGAGACCUCUUACGAACUCACUUCCUCCCCACACUGGAGAAGCUGAAGAAGAAGACAGUGAAGGUUGUGGCUGAGGAGGAGAUGAUAAGAGCUGAGAGCAAGGCUGACACCCAGGAGGCCGAGCUGCAGAUCCUGGAUGAGUUUGCUGUCCUAUGCAGGGACCUGUAUGCUUUUUACCCCAUGCUCAUUCGUUACGUGGACAACAACAGGUCCAAAUGGCUGAAGAAACCAACUUCAGAUUCAACAGAGCUCUUCAAAAUGGUGUCUGAGAUUUUCAUUCUCUGGUGUAAAUCUCAUAAUUUCAAAAGGGAGGAGCAAAAUUUUGUGGUGCAAAAUGAAAUCAACAACCUUGCCUUCCUCACUGGAGACACCAAGUCCAAGAUGUCAAAGUCAGGGGGCCAGGAUCAGGAAAGGAGAGGGAAGAAGAGAAAAAGAGAAUUGUACUCUGUUCAGACAUCUUUAAUUGUGGCAGCUCACAAGAAACUGCUGCCUGUUGGCCUCAACAUGUGCACGGCUGGAGACCAGGAGCUCAUCUCUCUGGCCAAGAUUCGCUACAGUCUGAAAGAUACAGAUGACGAGGUAAAGGAUCAACUAAGACUGAACCUACAUCUUCAAGAGAAGACAGAGGACCCGGCAGUGCAGUGGCAGCUAAACCUCUAUAAGGAUGUUGAGGUGAAGAGUGAGGAGCCACACAAUACCGAGCACAUUAUCGAGAAGAUUCAAGGCAUCUCAUCCGCUGUCUUCCAUCUUGAGCAGGUUGAGCAGCCUCUCAGGUGUAAAAAACUGGUAUGGCAGAAGCAGCUGUCCAAACAGCGCAAGCGUGCUGUGGUUGCUUGUUUCCGCAUGGCACCUCUUUACAAGCUACCUAGGCAUCGCUCUAUUAACCUCUUCCUCAUGGGCUAUCAGAAACUUUGGAUAGUAGCAGAGGAGUACUCCUUUGAGGAGAAGCUAGUGCAGGACCUGGCAAAAACCCCCAUGGUUGCGGAAAAGGAAGAGGAGGAAGCAGAGGCUGAGGUUCAGCCGGACCCUCUUAACCAGCUCAUCCUCCACUUCAGUCAUAAUGCCCUGACUGAGAGAAGUGUCCUGGAAGUAGAUCCCUUGUAUAUUGCGUAUGCAGAUAUGAUGGCAAAGAGUUGUGCUGAGGAUGAAGAAGAGGAGGAAGAAGAAGGAAAAGAAAAGACAUUUGAGGAGAAAGAGAUGGAAAAGCAAAAAAUUCUGUAUCAGCAGGCCAGGCUACAUGCUCGAGGAGCAGCUGAGAUGGUGCUACAGAUGAUCAGUGCUAGCAAAGGACGACUAGGCCCUAUGGUGACAUUCACUCUAAAGUUGGGUAUCUCUAUUCUCAAUGGAGGCAAUGUUGUUGUUCAGCAGAAAAUGCUGGACUACCUGAAAGAAAAAAGGGAUGCUGGGUUUUUUAAAAGUUUAUCUUGGCUAAUGCAGUCUUGCAGUGUACUGGAUCUAAAUGCAUUUGAGAGACAAAAGAAGGCAGAGAGCCUUGGAAUGGUGACCGAAGAAGGUUCAGUCAACGUGAGUGAGCGGGGCUCCAAAGUACUACAAAAUGAUGAAUUUACAAAGGAUUUAUUUAGGUUUUUGCAGCUUUUAUGUGAGGGCCACAAUGAUGAUUUCCAAAAUUUCUUGAGAACCCAAACAGGAAAUACAACGACUGUCAACAUCAUUAUUAGCACAGUGGACUACCUCCUACGUUUGCAGGAAUCCAUAAGUGAUUUCUACUGGUAUUACUCUGGAAAAGAUGUAAUUGAUGACCAAGGACAGAUGAACUUCUCUAAAGCACUGGCAGUAGCUAAACAGAUCUUCAACUCACUUACAGAGUACAUUCAGGGUCCUUGUAUUGGGAACCAGCAGAGUCUGGCUCACAGCAGGCUGUGGGAUGCCGUGGUUGGAUUCCUGCAUGUCUUUGCCAAUAUGCAAAUGAAACUUUCACAGGUAUUUCACACAUACAGACAUGUGCUUAUCAGUAGUUUUUUUAUGCUGGCAACAAACUCUCAUUUUUGCUUUGUACAGGACUCAAGCCAAAUUGAUCUGUUAAAAGAGUUAAUGGAUUUGCAGAAGGAUAUGGUGGUCAUGUUGUUAUCUCUUCUGGAGGGUAACGUGGUGAAUGGCACAAUUGGGAAGCAAAUGGUCGACACUUUAGUGGAGUCUUCCAGCAACGUUGAAAUGAUCCUCAAAUUCUUUGAUAUGUUCCUCAAGCUGAAGGACCUUACUACCUCUGAAAACUUUAAAGAGUUUGAUCCUGAAGGGAAAGGAAUAAUUUCUAAAAAGGAGUUCCAGAAGUCAAUGGAGAGCCAAAAGCAGUACACACAAUCCGAGAUUGAGUUUCUUCUCUCUUGUGCAGAGGCAGAUGAAAACGACAUGUUUAACUAUACAGAAUUCGUGGAACGCUUUCACGAGCCAGCAAAAGAUAUUGGCUUCAAUAUGGCUGUACUGCUCACCAAUCUGUCUGAGCACAUGCCCAAUGAAUCACGUCUCGCCACUUUCCUGGACCUGUCUGAGAGUGUACUCAGUUAUUUCGAGCCCUACUUGGGACGUAUCGAGAUCAUGGGAGGUGCCAAGCGGAUUGAGCGUGUGUACUUUGAGAUCAGUGAAUCUAGCAGAGAGCAGUGGGAGAAGCCUCAGGUGAAGGAGUCCAAGCGGCAGUUCAUUUUUGACAUGGUCAAUGAGGGCAGUGAAAGUGAAAAGAUGGAGCUGUUUGUAAACUUCUGUGAAGACACCAUUUUUGAGAUGCAGCUGGCUUCCCAGAUAUCCGAACCAGGGGCUGUUGAACGCCCUGAAGAAGAGGAGGAAGAACCACACAAUCUGUUGGAGGAACUGUGUGAAGAGGAAGAUGAAUCUCUUGAGUCCGCUUCAGCUUUCACUGUUGCCUGCACUUCUGUAAAGAAAAAGGUAUCUCAGUUCCGUCAAAUGCUGACCCUCAAGAACACACGGAAGCAGUUCAAGAAGUUUAAGAAACUGACCAUUAGGGAAAUGAUAACAGGAUUCUUUUCAUUUUUCUUGAUGCUUUUCAUUGGCUUCUUUAAAGGCAUUUUUAGCCUGAUUUUUGGAUUCUUUCAUAUAAUCUGGUCCUCAAUGUUUGGAGGGGGCCUUGUUGAAGGGGCUAAAAACAUGAAGGUGACAGACAUCUUGGGCAACAUGCCAGAUCCCACUCAGUUCGGAAUUCAUGGUGAUGUCACGGAGCCAGAGAAAGCAGAAAAUGGUGAAAUAGUUGUAUCUACAGAAAUGGUACAGAUGGGUGGCACAGUGGACAAACUGGAAACUGAUGCCAUCAUAGAUCUUAUAUGUCCGCCAACUAAGCGAGAGGGAAAGCACGGAUCUGAGCCUGGACUCGGGGAUGUCUCAGAGAUUACAACAGAAGCCAGCCCUCAAGUUGAAAAGAAGAAGCGUCAGAAACCAGUAGCGGAGGAGUCUGAACCUGAGAAAGCUGACACAGAGAAUCGUGAAAAAGAAGAUAAGACCAAAGAAGAAAAGCCUGAAGAGCCAGUAGUGGAGGAAAUGCCAACUACAAGAAAACGACAUGGCUCAUCUAAGGAGGAACCUCCUGCAUUAAUGGCCACCUUCUUUGCCGGACUGGAAGUCUAUAAGACCAAGAUGCUUAACUACUUGGCUCGUAAUUUCUACAACCUUCGGAUGCUGGCACUGUUCGUUGCAUUUGCAAUCAACUUCAUCCUGCUCUUUUAUAAGGUGUCUGGUGAAGCUGAGGAUGAAGAAGAUGAGGAGUCCUGGGGUGGAAGUGAUGACGAUGAUGAUGAAGACAGUGAUGUAGAAUUUUAUGUACUUCAGGAGAGCACUGGCUACAUGGCUCCUACACUGACUUUCUUGGCUGUACUGCAUACAAUCAUUUCUUUACUUUGUGUGGUGGGAUAUUACUGCCUCAAGGUCCCUUUGGUUGUGUUUAAGCGAGAGAAGGAGAUUGCAAGGAAGCUUGAGUUUGAUGGCUUGUACAUCACUGAGCAGCCUUCUGAUGAUGACAUCAAGGGUCAAUGGGAUCGUUUGGUUAUUGCCACUCCGUCUUUCCCCAAUAAUUACUGGGACAAAUUUGUUAAGAGAAAGGUCAUCAAUAAGUAUGGAGAUCUGUAUGGGGCUGAGCGUAUUGCCGAACUCCUCGGUUUGGAUAAGAGCGCACUUGACUUUGAUCCCACAGAGGAAACUGUAGUGAAAGAGGCUUCUUUGUUGUCAUGGUUGAGCUCUAUUGACACGAAGUACCACAUCUGGAAGAUGGGAGUCGUCCUAACUGAUAAUUCUUUCCUCUACUUGAUCUGGUACACCACAAUGUCUAUUCUGGGCCAUUACAACAACUUCUUCUUUGCUGCUCACUUGUUGGAUAUUGCCAUGGGUUUUAAGACCUUGAGAACUAUCCUGUCCUCUGUAACACACAAUGGCAAACAGCUGGUGUUGACCGUGGGCCUGCUAGCAGUCGUGGUUUACCUGUACACUGUUGUGGCUUUCAACUUCUUCCGCAAGUUCUACAACAAGAGUGAGGAUGAGGAUGAACCUGACAUGAAGUGUGAUGAUAUGAUGACGUGCUACCUAUUCCACAUGUAUGUGGGUGUCAGAGCUGGUGGAGGCAUCGGUGAUGAGAUUGAAGACCCAGCUGGCGACCCUUACGAGCUUUACCGCAUCCUCUUUGACAUUACUUUCUUCUUCUUUGUCAUUGUCAUCCUGUUGGCCAUCAUCCAGGGUUUGAUUAUUGAUGCUUUUGGUGAGUUGAGAGAUCAGCAGGAGCAAGUAAAGGAAGACAUGGAAACAAAAUGUUUUAUAUGUGGGAUUGGUAACGACUACUUUGACACCACACCGCAUGGCUUCGAGACCCACACUCUACAGGAGCACAACCUGGCCAACUAUCUAUUCUUCCUGAUGUACCUCAUUAAUAAAGACGAAACUGAACAUACGGGUCAGGAGUCCUAUGUAUGGAAGAUGUAUCAGGAGAGGUGCUGGGACUUCUUCCCCGCUGGAGACUGCUUCCGCAAACAAUAUGAGGACCAGUUGGGCUAGAGGGAACAUAACUGCCCUUUACCCCCCAUGUUUAUAAUUAAAAAAAAAACCUAACCUGAACCAGAAAUUCAAACUAGUGCAUACAUGCUGCUGAUGAUCCUUUCCAUUGAAAAGAACGGCUACUGGAUAUGAAAUUAAUCACCUAUUUAAGACAAAGACAUCGAGCCACAAACUGUAUCAUAAACACACACACAACCACAAAUAUGGUGCCAAAUUUAAACCUGCCAAAACAUGACAUUUAAUCUUUCAAAAACCUUGCUGAUCCUUUUGACAUUUUCUUGCCUUUUAUCUGCUGGUAUUUAAGCAAACUGCAUAGUGAGCUGAGAGAGCACACAUACACCUGAGAAAUUAUACAAAAAAUAUCUAUAUAAAAAAAGCAAAACAAACAUAAAAAAAAAGAACAUAUCACAUAUAGCUAUCAGUGAAUGAUGCUAGUCAGGACCAGUUGGCCCGCUGUAUUUCAAAUAAUGCUAACAGGAAUCUACCAGCUACUUAUCAUUAAUAGCUGAAAUAUCUGAGUGAAGAAUUCCUUAGACAUGCUGAGUGAAUGAACAAGUAUGCACUCCCUUUUCUUGUUAUUCAAAUAAAGAAUGAACAUUUAUGUCUUAGAAUGUACAACGCCUUAUAAAACAUAAGGCAGAACGUAGAUCCAUGAGCUCAUUAGACUAGUUCAAGUGCCUUAUGAAAAAGACUAUGCAAAAUCUUGUCCCUCCUCAUGUGUAGCAAACCUGUAUUUUAGGUGAACUUACAAAAUGUAGAUUAGUUUUGUGGCUUUAAGUAAGGAAGUUUAAAGUAAAAUGCACAACUGCUUUUAUGUUUUGUUUUCGAUUUCUUUUUAAUUGCCAAUGCUUAGAAGCUUAAUAUCUUUGCUGGCAGUAAAGGAAAUCAAUAUGACAACCCAAAGCUGAAAACAUUAAGAUAACAUUAUUUAACAGAAGCAAGACAAAACUGUAAACCAUUACUCUAUGUAAAAGCUUUGGUGAAUUGUGUUUUGAUUGGGAAGAAGACGACAAAAACACAAUAAAGAGAUCAAUGCAAUAAA
Clarias gariepinus (North African catfish) is the source of this 15474-nucleotide messenger RNA. RefSeq names its product ryanodine receptor 3 (gene ryr3). Lineage: Eukaryota; Metazoa; Chordata; Actinopteri; Siluriformes; Clariidae. Gene Ontology annotation, molecular function: protein binding; ryanodine-sensitive calcium-release channel activity; calcium ion binding. The transcript is spliced from 101 exons. The record is from RefSeq and is a predicted model, not a curated record. Gene Ontology annotation, cellular component: smooth endoplasmic reticulum; calcium channel complex; sarcoplasmic reticulum membrane. Gene Ontology annotation, biological process: calcium ion transmembrane transport; intracellular calcium ion homeostasis. Bases 21 to 14432 code for a protein of 4803 amino acids.